This is a messenger RNA of Dentiscutata erythropus, 897 nucleotides long. The record is from the annotation of a GenBank genome assembly. Lineage: Eukaryota; Fungi; Glomeromycota; Glomeromycetes; Diversisporales; Gigasporaceae.
AUGAAGCAAAUUCGAAACAAUCUUUAUCAUAUAAAACAUCCACAACAUCAAUAUAAUUUCUUUACAACACAAAUCUCAAUAAAAAAUAAACACAUCUUAAUUCGUAAAAGUUUACGUAUUAAAAAUCAGAUAAAUUACUCCGAUACGCGUCCGUAUAUCAGAUCAUCUUUUGCACCUGUUCUAUAUUAUUGUCCAUAUUGUAAUCAUUUUCGAAAGAUAAAUUUUUGCAAAUGCUGUAAAAAAUCUAUCAAUGAUGAUUUUGAUUCCGAAUCUAACAAAACCACAACAUUAUCUUCAAUAACAAUAAUAACUGAAGAAUCUCAAAAAUCCCUUAAAAACAAAGGAAUUUUUGACGAUGUGAUUAAAAAAUAUUUUGCAAAAUAUAUUACAUCUCAAUCUGGAACAGUAGAAAACGAAAUAUCUUUUGAAGCAAAAUAUAGAUUACUUCUUAGCAAUUAUUUGCUCACUUGUGAUCUUGAAGAAAAAUAUCUUGCAACUUUAUCUCAUCUUACUUUAGUGGAAAAAUGUGGUAUUCCCGUUAGAGAAACGAAAAAUGCAAUCGAAACUCAACUUGUUAUUCAAUCAAAUUUGAAAAAAAAAUAUAAAGAAAUGAUUACCACUCACAAGAUCGACAGUAGAGAAUUUUUUUUGGUUGUACCAAUAACUUUAAAAAAGCAAAUUCUCAUCAGUAAAAGAAUUAAUCCUAAUAAAGAUUAUUUCGAUUAUUAUCACGUGCCAACUGGAAAAAGAAAAAGAAAUGAAACAUUUAACGAAUAUACGAUACGUGAAAUGAAGGAAGAAACCAGAAUAACAAUUAAAGAAUUAUUUUAUGUUGGAAUAAAUGAAAGAUUCCAAUUCGAACUAAACCUGAUAAGCAUGAUGAUUGGAUUUUUGUAG